GGCGGGUGGAUUUGAACCUGGCUUUUGCUUUUGCAAGCUACCGUGAACUUUUCGUUAUUUACUUGGUUUCUAGCUCGUGUGCUUGUUUAUUACCUGGUAGUUGCUUGUCAUCUGCCCUUCUACUUCCUCAAUUACCAACAACCUCGAGAGAAACACCCAUUAUUUUGCCCAUCAUGGCUUAUAAUGCUCUCCAGCAAAAUGAUUUUGAUGGGGAUCAUGAUGCUGAUCAUGAAAUAAACUCUACUUCUUCCAAUUCUCCAUUCCAACGAUUGUCAUCAAAUCAUCUAUUUUUAGAUGCGCACAAUGGCGAUACGAGCCACGGGCAAGCAUAUUCUCCAGAAAAUCCACCGAGUCUCAGCCAAAUGGUACAGUCGAUUACUUCGAGGAGUACAAAAACGAGUGGGAGUUAUGAUAUUGUAGAAGACGACGAUUACGAAGAGCACGGGGUGGAGCGAGAGCCAACAUCCCCUCCUUCACUGGCGCUUUCACCAGAGAGGAAGAACGUCACAUCGCGAGAGGGAACUACACCGGAGAAACCCCUAGUUCUGAGCAUUCCACGGCCCCGUCCCCGAAAUCAUACAGCUACAGGGUCGUCCAACAAUACGACUUCUCCUAUAUCACCUCGUGCAAUAUUAUCAAAAGAACGUGCGCCGAUUGUUCGCACAGCAUCAGGUCACAGCAUUGCGUUACGGCAUCCGACACCCGAUUUACAAACGCUGCAAGGAGCUUAUGUAGGGAAUAUUGACAAGUUGGAAAAGACAGCAGAACGAUUGAGUAUGACCUCCUCCAUCGACGAUGCGAUUCGCGAACUCCACAUGGAGCAGAAGCGUUCUGAUAGUCGCCGAUCAUCGAUUCUGUCACAGCUUAACGAAAUGCCACAAGUCUCAAGAGAAGUUUCUAACCCCGGCUCCAUAAUCGAAUUGAACAACGCAGCAAGAUCCGGGGGGUACUCGCCUGCAGGGUACAUGAUGUCUCCGAAGGGUUCCUUUUCUACCACUACACGAGGGAGAUCUGCGUCGAAGAGUUCGAGAUUUGGGAAUCGACCAGAACCAGAAUUGGAAGGAAGACCGUUGGAUUCAUUUGUCAAUAUGUCCUUCCCUUCACUUGUCGACCAUCGAACGCCUUCAAUCGCGGAGCAAGAUGAACGUUCUGCGACCUUGACACGCCCAGCUGUUGACAAUCUCGAAAUAAAAAAUACGGCGGAGAAUAUGGCAGGCCAGGCUGAUGAAUCUCGACCUCAAACCUCAACAUCAACCAACACAUUUGACCAGGCAGAGCGAAUGUUUGCGGAUUUUGAUGGAGUUCAUUCUGCACCUUUGAGAACAUCAUUUGACCAUGAGUUUAUCAUGGACGAGCAAAGGAAAGCUACAUCCGAAAUGAAUGAGGAGUUACACAAUGAUCAGAGAAGAUACUCAUCUGGCACACAGCUUUUGGAAGGGGACAAUGAUCAGAGAAGAGUAGUAUCUGGUGAUCGGCAGUCGAUGGUUAGGCCACAAACAUAUGCUGAUCCAAGUACUGGGCAGCAGAUGGUUUACUACCCAGCACGAGUUCCCAUGAUGCUUAAUUUGCCCCAGAAACUUUCCAAGAAUCCAUCUUCUAUGGCAAGGAAUAAGAGAAGAUCGCAGGUUCUCAGCAAUAUUCCUGCUGCUGCUCGGCAAUCGGCUGUCUGGUUACCUGAUGUGUUGGAGACAAAUGGUGAGCCUGUACACGAAAAUGACGAUGCGCAAAACUUGGAAUACGUGCCUCAGCAUCAGAGAAUGAGUAUGGGUGGGCGAAGAAAUACACAGGAUCUGUCGCAUAUGCCUGCCCACUUAAGAGCAAACGUAUUUUUUGAGCUUCCACAGGGGCAGACUGAGGCUAUGGAAUUAAAGGAUCAAUCGGCUGUUGCUACUCUGGAUAGUAUUUUGGACGCAUCUGCCCAUGCUCCUGUCACCGCGUUCGUUGAUCAUGCAAUUGCCGGACAUCUUGGAAACGAGGUGUACGGAAAAACACACCAACGCAACAAGAGUAGCGCUCAAUUACUGACACCGACACCGGAAAGGCCAGAUAUUUCAAAGAAGCGAACAAGCUCAUUCAACUUUCUAUUGGGUCGUCGGGCAAGUAGCAAUAAUCUACUUGGAGAUAAUGGCAAGCGUGCUUCUACAAUGUCCAAUAUUCAGGUAGAAAGAAAGGCGACAAGGUCUCCUAUUGAAGAUGACGAAGAUGACGUUAUCAACAAGGAUACAACACCUUUACGACACGCACGUGGGGUUAGUGGUGCUACUGAUCUCAUACGAGCCGAGGAAGGUGAAGUAGAAAGUGAAGAGGAUGAGGGUCAAAGGGACGAUGAGAUUUACCACGGUCCACCAACCACACUUCUUGCCGAGUUACAGUUGCGCAAGCAGCAACAGAAAAUUCGAACUCGACCACCUAUCGGUGUUAAUGGCAUGCAGUCUACAUUACUUGAGAUGGACACGGUUCUACAAAGGCAACAGCAAAACAGAAAACAAAAGCGGGUUAAUCUAGCGUGGCAAAUUGGUGACAAUGAGGAUCCUGAUGCCGAAGAAGAUGAAGAUAUUCCCUUGGCCAUGUUAAAUGUAACACGGGGCCACGUUCAAGACACACGCAGGCCGCUUGGUUUGAUGGAAAAACGUGAAUUAGAAGACAAUGAGCCUCUUAGUAGACGCAGAGCUCGGUUAACAGGCCAACCCAUGCCAAUGCCUCGAGCUACUACCAUGAUGCACAUUCCUACAGGCACUCCUGUUGUGGACGAAGAGGAAGGGGAGACACUUGCGCAACGUAUUCGACGUCUGAAGGAACAAGGAGGAACAGCCACUGGCCUUCCAGCUACAAGACCUGUCAGCGGUGAUUUUGCAUCUGAGAUGAUGAGUCAAUUCGGUGGAGACAUUUUGAAUGCUGAGGGUGGCAAGGGCAAAGGAAAGGAAGUUUCUACAACUCCAGUCAACGAGGAAGAGGAAACCUUAGGUCAAAGACGUAAACGUCUGCAAGCAGAAAAAGAAGCUCGCGAAAAAGAAGUCGGCAUGGCUGGUGAUGCUGAAGCGACCCCGGAACCUUUGGUAAUCAACAAAAUGAAUAGUAUGGCUGACAUCCUCUCGGCUCAUCCAGCCGCUGGCGCAAGUCGAAAUUCAUCAUUUGCCAAGCCAUCCCGACCAGCUACUGGUCUCCUUGGCUUGCAUGAGAAGCAAACUCAGCUAAGGGCUAGCACAAUGACUAACCUCGUCACUCAACAAAAUAUGGCUCCCCGUGGCACCCGUAUUAGCAGUGGCACGUACAAUGACCCUCAAUCUCAUGGACAACCUAAUACAAUCCGACCACCAAAUACUUCCAACUACAACCUUCACAACAGCGGCUACCCACAGUUCGCUCAACCAACAACGAACUACAACAACAACUUCAAUAAUUCUAUGACACAGCAUGGAAAUGCAUACCCUAACACAGGCUAUCAGAACAACAUGCCCAUGGGCGGCUAUAAUAACAUGAUGCCGAUUCAGAUGCAAAUGCAGAAUAUCCACACAAACCCCAUUACUGGUAUGCCCACAGGACCUGGUGGUGAACCGCUUAACCAGGGACAAGCUGAUAUGGUGGAGCGAUGGAGACAAAGUGUUAUGCAUUGAAUCAAGUACAUUCAUUCUUUCAAGAAGCCGAAUUUUUCAUUUUGUUUUCACAUCUCGAUUCUCUUCUUUUAUCACAUUUCAGCUUUCGGAUUUUGGUUUUCUGGGAAUGCGAGGAUGGAUACAAAACAACCUAGGAAUGGAUGGAAUUUUAUAGAUAGAUACACAUGGAUGCAGCAUUUAUAGUUGGCGCUUCAUUAUUGCUUUUGAAUUUUCUUGAAUUUUUGAAUUGAGUUUGAAUCUGGACUUUGGACUUUGCAAAUUAUCUAGCGUCGGAUAGUUGCGGGAUACACCUGUUUUGAGCCCAUUUUUGUCUUCUUUCGCUCGGGGCGUCUCGGGGGAGAUGGGGGGAGAAUUUGCAAGAUUGAAUGUGGAAGGAAAGCAUAGCGUAGGAAAUGGGAUGUGCAUUUGGUGGCGUAUAUGGUUAGUUGGUUGCGUAAGUUCUAUAAUCUUGGGAAUGGGAAAUUAGAGGUAUUUGGAAUCGAAAUUUGGGAUGGAGAGGCUGGGAUAGGAUGGGAUGGGGUUAUUUAGAUGCUUGAUUGGGGCUUUUGAUAUAACUAACUGGCAUAGGGAGGGAGGAUGGUGAGGUGUUAAGAUGGUGAGAUUGCAAUGGCGAUGGCGAUGGAUUUAUAUACGUAUCUAUAUAUGGUGGAUGUGGAUUCGUCGGUAGUGGAUUGAUUACCUAUUUAAUAAAGAGAUUUAAUACUUUA
Messenger RNA from Botrytis cinerea B05.10, 4321 nucleotides. RefSeq lists its product as hypothetical. Lineage: Eukaryota; Fungi; Ascomycota; Leotiomycetes; Helotiales; Sclerotiniaceae. The transcript has a single exon. The record is from RefSeq and is a predicted model, not a curated record. The coding region runs from base 174 to 3614 and encodes 1146 amino acids.